Molecule: messenger RNA, 1825 nt
Organism: Closterium sp. NIES-67
Lineage: Eukaryota; Viridiplantae; Streptophyta; Zygnematophyceae; Desmidiales; Closteriaceae
Source: the annotation of a GenBank genome assembly
CUAGGAAACUCCUAUUCUGGUCUGUUAGGGCAAACCAGCCGCGUCACGCCAUGGCGAUUGUACUCCGCUUCGUAGGACUACCGAGUAGUACUUAUGGCGUCGUCUGGAACUGUAAUCGUCAGCCUGAUCCAAAGUUCAAUUCAGUCUCCAGAGCACGGCAUUUGCCAAAGGGCCUACAGCUUCCACCUAUCUCCAAUCCCGUACUAGUGCUCGAACUCCCACAAUACACAAGUCUACAAAUACCGCGAUAGAAAUCUGUAUACCAAACGGCUAAAUCUGUAUACCAAGCGACAGCGUUUUUCAGGUAUCCUUAUUCAAUCCAGCCAUGGCUCAGCGCUCCCUUAGCGCCUUCGCCGAGAAGUACGAAGUCAGGGAGGAUUUGGGAAAGGGACAGUACGGCGUUGUCGCGGAAUGCGCGGAGCGGAUUUCCGGCAGGCGACUCGCCUGCAAGGUUGUCGCGGCGCGCAAACAAGCCCUGGAUGCAGCGGAGCGCGAAGUAGCGGCUCUUUCUCUGCUGAAGGGCUGCGAAAAUAUCGUUACUAUCGAGGAUGUUUAUAUUGGGGAGGGUGGGAAGGGGAUGGUGCUUGUAAUGGAGCUCGCAAGCGGCGGGGAUCUUCUAUCGCGGAUAGAGCAGAAGGGACGGAUUCCGGAGUACGAGGCGCGUGAGCUGUUCAAAGGAGUCGCCAUGGCUUUAAAGCAGUGCCACGCUAACGGGGUCAUUCAUCGCGACGUUAAGCCUGACAACGUCCUCUUAUUUCCCCCCAAAACCUCGCUUCUAAUGCGAGUCUCCUCCGAAGACUCACCCAGUCCUUCUCCCCGGUUAUCCCUAAGAGGGGACAACAUGGGACGCGGUUGCGGGUUCACCACCAAACUCGCGGAUUUCGGCAUUGCGAAGAUGCUUGCACCGGGGGAGAAGAUCGACGGCUAUGCAGGGAGCUUCCCAUACGAGGCUCCCGAGGUUUUGGCGGGAAAAUCGUACGACUUCUCUGCGGACAUAUGGAGCCUUGGAGUAACCCUGUACGCCAUGCUGUCGGGGAAGUGGCCGACUUUCGCGAACGGUCGCCGAUCGUUUGACGAAAGCAAGGAUUGGGACGCCCCCUGCUGGUGGAUCACCUCAAGCCGAGCGAAGGAUCUCAUCCGUUCAAUGCUCACGACAGAUCCGAAGAUCCGACCGUCCAUUGACGAGGUUCUGGCAAACCCUUGGGUCUGCGGCGCCUCUUCCUUGUUUUCUUCCUCCUCCACCUCUCCUAGAGGCGCCAUCAAGCCACCUGCUUUCAACCCUCCUGCUGCUGCUGCUGCUUGUGCCCUUGAGCCUGCUGCGUCCCCUAGGAGUGUGGUUGAUGAUCCCUCCUCCUCUGCCUUCAUGUUUCCUCUUGCGACGCUCACGAUCAAAACCACGUGCCGCACGGUCAAGACCUGCCGCAAGCUCGCGUCAGACGUGCUGAAGCGGAAGCAGUGGCGGCGCCACGGUGCAUGCUGCACAAACAAGCUCUCCCCGUGCAACAGCUCGCUUUCACGGCGCAGCAGCAAGUCCCAGAGGUCGUCCUUCUCAGGAGCUUCUGCGAGACUCAGUGCCCGUGUUGCUGACAUGGCAGUUGCUGCUGUGGCCGAGGUCGAUUCUCAUGGGACUGCUGCGAACGUGACAAAACCAUGACCAGCUCUAUGUAUUGGACUGUAAGGGAGAAAUAGCCAUCGCACCGUAACACAUUGUAGAGCCGCCUCAAGAACACCUCUGAGGUAGUGAUGUUUUUGGGUGUUCUUCAGGCGCCUUUAUAAGAGAGUGAUAUAAGAUAAAUAGUACUGUACUGGUAUCCCUUAUCUAUUA